This is a messenger RNA of Paramisgurnus dabryanus, 5277 nucleotides long. RefSeq names its product leucine rich repeat containing 73 (gene lrrc73). The record is from RefSeq and is a predicted model, not a curated record. Gene Ontology annotation, molecular function: protein binding. NCBI's taxonomy places the organism in Eukaryota, Metazoa, Chordata, Actinopteri, Cypriniformes, Cobitidae.
GGUUCCACUGUGACAACUUACCCCAGUGUGAUAACAUGCCCCUCUUUGGGGCAACAUGUGUGUUUUAAUGUGCAUAACACUGGUAACAUUAAAUAUCAUUUUUGUAAGAUAAAUGCUUUUAUAAGAAGAAAACAUUAAACCCACCCCAAUACAUACUAGUGUCAAAAUUCAUUCACAAAAUGUGAUAUUCACUGUUCAACAGCUCCUGGCUCGCCCAUUUUUCCCUUACAGCCAAUCCCACGCCAUCAUUCGUCAAGCGGAUUACCUAAAGCCUAGAAGGAAGAGAUGUUCCCGCAAACCAGAUAGCUGUUUGGGUUAUAGUGAUGAUGGUGGAUUAAGUGAGUACAAUUCAAUACGCGUGUCAGAUAGUGCGUGUCCAUAGUAACAGCACCUACAAACGCACCAUCAUCGUAUUUACCUCAAUGCUGCAAAUGCUGAAGCACUGAGAAACCUCGAGCCUUUUAGGAGACUAAACGCUGAGAUAAUCGCACCACACCUUUUCCAAGCCUGUAUCUGGUGCUCAUAAACGCUCCCUUAGCAUCGGGUGUGUGUGGAAAAAUUGCGCACCGAUGCUGUUUUCUCAGGGGGACAGUCGAUGGCCAAUGAUGUCAGUGACGUGGAGACAACGGAGCAUCUGAGCAUUAACUUCAACAACUGCUGCUGAGCUUUCAUUUACGAACCAGCUAUUCAUUCAUCUAUCGUGUCGAUAUAAAACAGACUGCGUUGUCGUUGUGUGCUCGAAUGAUGUGAUCUACAACGUUGGAGAAUAUUAACGUAGGGCGCGUGGAUGCGUAAUGCUGUCCGGCUGGCCCGUUAGUCGAACCUGACACCAUCGACAUGCUGCCGGGCUCGAUACAGAUCACGGGAGAGGCGCUGUCUGCGGCUGAGAUCAAGGAUAUAUGUGAAAGUCUGAAGGAGAACAGUGUGAGACUGCUGUCUGUACGCGGCUGUCAGCUGUCCGAUCGAGACUUCGGCCGCGUGUGUCGUGGCGUGGCAGAGUCUCACUCUCUCGCGCAGUUAAACCUGAACCUCGGCGUGGUGUCCACCAUCGGACGGACGAAGCAGCUGGCAGAUGCAUUAAAAGCUAACAGAUCCAUUCAGACCUUAUUUCUACAUGGGAGUCCACUUUUGGAUACAGGACUGGUCACUCUGAAUGGAGCUCUUUCCACUCACCCCUCACUGGUGUCCUUGGAUUUGGGGGACUGCAUGCUGGGAGAUGAAGCUGUACGGCUCAUUUGUGGUAUGCUGCCUCCGGACGGAGCCAAAUCGGGUCUCAAGGAGCUCACACUGAGUGCCAACCCAGCCAUCAGUUCUCAGGGUUGGGCUCGACUGGCCAUCGCCGUCGCUCACAGCUCACAGUUACGGGUCCUCAACCUCGACUACAAUCCAUUAGGGGAUCAGAUUGCAGGAAUGUUGGCUGUCGCUGUUGCCUCCAGCAGAACUCUGGAAGUUUUGGAUUUGGAGGGAACUGGACUCACCAAUCAGUCGGCACAGGUCUUCCUAGACAUGGUUGAGAACUACCCCACCAGUUUGCGCGUGCUGGUUCUAUCUGAGAACGACAUCAGCCCGGAGCUGCAGCAGCAAAUCUCCGAUCUGCUUUCAGAGGGAGAAGAGGAAGAAGAUAAAGACGGAGAAGCCCGCGGUAGCUCCGUAACGCCCAGGGAUAAAGGCGCCUGGGUUCCUCACAGCACAACUGCUUCUAAGAGGCUGAGGCACAAGGGAAGUACAGAAACUCACAUUUCUCAUGCAAUAUUUAGGCGAGAUCAUGUACUUAUGAAAUAGAACGGCCAGGUUGUGAAUUGUUCUCUGUCCUGUAUAUUCUGAAGUUUUUAGAUGUAAGAUUAGAAUUUAAAGAGACAGUUCCCCCAAAAAUGAACGAAUCUGUUAUAUCCCUCAUGUGGUUUCAAAUCAUACAUUUGUAAAAAAAAAAUUUCUCAAAAAUGGCUGCUGACUUCUUGCACCGAUGACAUCAUUUGAAGCCAGAGUUUGUGCAGUAGUGAUCAUGAGAUGGUGCCACUGUAUCAAGGCCCCGCCCACUUUCAACAUUUAAUUUAAUCACAAACGCACAAAUCAAUUUGUUAAUCACAUCUAAUAAUCAGGAUAAACCAAACUUAUUAGAAAAAACAUUUAAAGGGGACAUAUCAUGAAUAUCUGACUUUUUUCAUGUUUAAGUGCUAUAAUUGGGUCCCCAGUGCUUUUAUCAACCUAGAAAAUGUGAAAAAGUUAAACCGAGUAACUUAAUUUUGAUAAACCAUUCUCUGCAAACAUGUAAAAAAUGUGUCAUUAGCCUCUUUCAUACAGUAAUUACGGUAAAUUACCGUGAAUUUACCAUAAUGAAUUUACCAGUAAAUACAAAAAUGUGCUGUUUACACAUGCAGUGAGGUUUCGUCUUUUUACCAGUAAGAUGUCAUUCAAACAUCAGUAUCAAAAUACCGGUAAACUCGGGGGGAAAGCUUAUCUGUGGCACGCGACCGGUGAGCUCAGUGUUGUUUUUGUAAACAAUGACGGGUUAUGUCUUCAUAUCCACGGUCCGUAUUUUGAUGUUUUCACAUCUGUGGCAAACGCUGAUGUUCGCGAAGUUGCUUGUGACCAAACAACAUUGCGUUAGGCGGCGUCAAACGAAACCUGCGUCUUAAACAGCAGUACUGUUUCCACAUUAGGCUUUAGGGUGUGCAAAAAAAAGGGUGUGCUAGGGACGUCAGCAAUUUGGCAAAUAGAUGGUAAGCUGUUUUAAACAACUUUGGUGAAGAAAUGUGGAUGUUAACUUCAGGUGUGCUCAACGACAGCGUGUGUGUGGAAAAAUCCGUAAACAGUGUGGGGGUAAACGCGUCAUCUGUAUCAAAACGUUAUGAUUGGCCUGAAGCUGUCCGCGCGGUCUGAUGCCGCUAAUCUAUAUAUUUUAUUCACACAUAGCACUAACUGGUAAAUUACUAGGAAAUCUUACAACCUCUCUUACUGGUAAAUUGGCAGAACUGAUUUACCGGAAAGGUUCUGUUCACUUCACACAUGACCUAUUAACUGCAAUUUACCAGUAAAUUAUCGGUAAAGACUGUAUGUGUGAAAGGGACUAUUGAAAUCUCUCCUUGUGAUGUCAGAAGGGGAUAACACCGCCCCUUAAUCUGUACUAUCCAAUCAUGGAACUGCAGAGAUCAGCUCAUUUCCAUUUUAAAGGACACACCCAAAACGGCAGAUUUUUGCUCACACCUACAAAGUGUCAAUUUUAAAAUGCUAUAAUAAAUUAUCUAUAUGAUGUUUUGAGCUAAAACUUCACAUACAUAGUCUGGGGACAAAAAAAUUAUUUUACAUUUUUAGAAGUCUUGUGAAAUGUCCCCUUUAAAGGUGCAGUGUGUGAUUUUUAGAAGGGUCUCUUGACAGAAAUGCUAAAUAUUAUACAAAGCUAUUUGAUCUGGGGUGUAUAAAGACCGUUCUUUAUGAACCGUUAUGUUUUUAUUACCUUAGAAUGAGACGUUUUUAUCUACAUACACCGAGGAUCCCCUUACAUGGUCAUUUUGUGCCACCAUGUUUCUACAGAAGCCCUUAACGGACAAACUUUUUUACUAAGUUGUCUCAGACGAUGACAUGUUUGUCUGGUGGUGGCUAACGUAGCUUCUCUGUGCGUUUCAAAAGUGAGCAUUGGACUAAGCCGUUGGUUGCAAUGCGCAACCAUCACACUGCACCUUUAAACGUACUUCAGUAUGAUGCGAUAUAAUUAACUCUUUAACCACCAGUGUUUUUUUAAAAGUUGCUUUCUUAAAACAAAAAAACAAAAACAUUUCAUCCUUUUUUCAUUAGGUUUCUUCAAAAAUUAAAAUUUUGAGGACAAAGCUGAGAUAAUUGCAUUUUUGUAAUUUAUUUAAGAUCAGAUUCAGAGCGAUGAUCACAGAGAGCUUUUACUGUUUUUGGAUUAGUGAAUGCUCCAUGUUUAAUAAAUUGGGAAAAAGCGCCACCUAGUGGAAAAUAGUGGAACUUUGGCUUGUUGUAAAAACUCGUCAUUGGCAGGGAAAGACUUAAAAUCACAGAAACCAUCUCUGCCAAAAAUGUAUUUAAAGUGUAAUUUAAUUAAGUUUGGCUCACAUUCCAUUUGUUUACAUGGAGAGGGCGGGGCUUUAUGACCUUUGCUGCAGCCAGCCAACAGGGGGCGAUCAAAAUGUUUUAGCUUCAAUUUUAAGACGCAUGUGGCACCCCAUUCCAAACCUGUAUGACUUUCUUUCUUCUACUAAACAUAAAAGGCUAAUGGGUCUGUCAUGCUAAAUAUAAAAAGCUUUUCGAAGAUUUGAAUCAAUUGAACCUAUUGCUGCGCAAAAUGAAGCGUUAAAACACCAAAGACGCUGACAACAGCUGCGGGUCAAAAUAGUGGCAACGAAAUCUAUGCCCAAACAUUUUGCAAAUAUGUUUAAAAAAUCAUAAAUAUUAAUGUUAUUGUGGUAUGCCAAUUGUUAUUUACAUAUCAUAGACCUUUUCAAAUUCUCAAAAUCAAAUGAGGGGCAAACACAAUAGACAUAUUUUAUUUUAUUAACAUUCAUGAUGAAACUGACUGACCUGAAAUUGGUGAAACCAUAGUAGACACUGAUUCAUGAGUUCACUUUGAGGUCAACACCCCCAUCAAAGUUUCGAAACACAUAACAUUGAAAUGACAUAACGAACCCUUGUUUGCUAAAAUUAUGUGUGUGUGUGACCCUGCCUGUGAAAACCAAGCUGAAGGAUUUGGAAGAACAUGAGGUUGAAUAAAUAUUGAGAUUUCAUUUUUGGGUGAACCGUGCCUUUAAGAAAGACUCUUUAGUAGACAAAGACUAGGUGUUCAAAGGUAUAACCUCUUCCUGUCCUCUUUAUGAUUGUUAAUUUGAAACAUUUACCAAAUUGUCUCUGACCCUUCCAGACUCUUCCAGCGCCCAGAUGGUCCUGAUGUCAUCAGGACUGGGUGAGAGCUAUUUGGCAGAGACAGAGAUGUGAUACAGGAGCUGCCUAUGUUUUAUGCUUGCACUGUACGACUACUGCAAGACCACCAGAUAGUGUGUAACCUCUCACACCGCAUGACCUGUAGCACUUAGCGCAAGACAGCUGGAACAAAAACCUUAAACACCAAGUGACUUAUACUACGCAAUAGUGAAUUAUUUAUUUUCCAGAUGUACAGUCUAUUUAUAAAUGAAUAUUUAACCAAUACCAGUAUACUCUGAUAGUUCAGCUGUAUAGGGUUGAUGUGAUGGCCUGAUGUCUGAAUAAAUCAGUUUACAUCUUUUUAAAUGGGUUGUUGUAUUUUGUUUGUGUUUGUGUGUGUGU